Trichomonas vaginalis G3 is the source of this 363-nucleotide messenger RNA. RefSeq lists its product as uncharacterized. Bases 1 to 363 code for a protein of 120 amino acids. The record is from RefSeq and is a predicted model, not a curated record. The transcript has a single exon. Lineage: Eukaryota; Parabasalia; Trichomonadida; Trichomonadidae.
AUGUCCGACGUACCACCAACCGAGUCCAAUCUCAAUCCAGAAGAACCUAAAGCACCAGCCCCUGCACCUCAGUUCCAGCAAGUCCCUCCACCAAAUUACUACCAAUUCCAAUACAAAUCGAAGAGAGACCAAGAGUUCGAAGAAGGUCUGAACCGCUUACGCAAAGAGUAUGCUACAGCUCCAAUUGAGAGAAAGUUGUUCCAGCAAUUCCAAUUCCAGCAAUUCCAAUCUCAAUCCAAAUCGAAGAGAGACCAAGACUUCGAAGAAGGUCUGAACCGCUUACGCAAAGAGUAUGCCACAGCUCCAAUUGAGAGAAAGUUGUUGCUAAAUUCAGUAAAAAUAAUGUUUAUGUUAGAAUGUUAG